Ectocarpus siliculosus is the source of this 1113-nucleotide messenger RNA. Lineage: Eukaryota; Phaeophyceae; Ectocarpales; Ectocarpaceae. The record is from the annotation of a GenBank genome assembly.
AUGGCGCUACCUUCCCCAAAAGUCACGAAGCUUCCAGUGCUGCAACAGGACGCGUGGGUCGAACGACUGCGAGCCGCGCUGCCUCCAACGUCUAGCUGGCGAUCGUUCUACAGCUCGUUGGCUGGCGGCAUCGUCACAGACAGCGCCUUGAUGCUACUCCCGAUCGACGACCACAUGGUCCACAGAGGUCACGCAGUUUUUGAUACGUGCAACGUGCACAACGGCCGCGCCUACGGUCUUCACUUCCACCUGGAUCGGCUCUUGAAGAGUGCAGCCACCGCUCGCAUCGAGCACAGCUACACGAAGGAAGCCUUGCGAGACAUCAUUCUCGCUACUAUCGCCGCCGGCGGGCGGUCCAAGAACGGAAUGGACGCUUUCGCGAAGUUCUGGCUCAGCGCUGGGAGAGGUGACUUCAUGGUUUCCCCGCGAGGCUGUGGAGAUGCGAUCUUUUAUGUCGUGGUGACUGACUUCCCCGGACAUCCGUCGGAAGGGAUCGAGGAGUGGGUCGUGAAAGUCCCCAUGAAGACCGGACUCAUGGCCUCUUGCAAAACGAAUAACUACCUUUUGAACGCGCUCACGGCGAUGGAAUCGCAGGACAAGGGCGGCAUGGAAGGCAUCUGGGUCAACGAUGCUGGAAAUGUAGCGGAGACCUGCAUGGGGAAUGUUGCGAUAGUGGACCAGGGCGGCGUACUCAGAAGCCCUCACUACGACGGCUCGAUCCUGGCCGGCACUACGUUGCUGCGUGUUUUCGCUUUCGCGCCCCAGCUCAUACAGGUGGAGACAGGCAGAGUGGCGAAACCCGUGAUAUUUUCGGCGUGGGACGGACUGCUGACUUCCUUCAAGUUCGACUUCGUUCGCGCUAGCGAGCUCGAAGAAGCCAAAGAAAUACUUCUUUGUGGUGGCGGCGGGGUAACCUCCGUGGUGUCGAUCAACGGGAUCACGGUCGGCCGGGUAAAGAAGGAAACGAUCGGGGACGGAACCUCCGCAGAAACCGGCAAGGCUGAAGCUGCAAAACCGGGACCGGUGUUCUGGGCUUUGCGGGAGCUGCUUGCCGCAGACAUGGAGGGUGCUGAGUUCACCGACGCCGUCCCGUACGAGCUUUACGAGGACUAA